Messenger RNA from Rana temporaria (common frog), 2827 nucleotides. RefSeq names its product tachykinin receptor 1 (gene TACR1). The transcript is spliced from 5 exons. Gene Ontology annotation, cellular component: plasma membrane; sperm midpiece. Gene Ontology annotation, molecular function: substance P receptor activity. NCBI's taxonomy places the organism in Eukaryota, Metazoa, Chordata, Amphibia, Anura, Ranidae. Gene Ontology annotation, biological process: G protein-coupled receptor signaling pathway; positive regulation of flagellated sperm motility. The record is from RefSeq and is a predicted model, not a curated record. The coding region runs from base 724 to 1950 and encodes 408 amino acids.
CGCCCCUCCCCAUGACUUUAAAUCCGCUGUCAGGCUGUGAUAGUAUAACUCUGGAAACAUGAAUCACACGCCAGGCACUCAGUGCAGGAGAAGGGACAGCACCGGACCGGCUCUGCACCACUGCCAUCCCACCGCCGCACCGACACACACUUCAUAAGUCUGCUGGACUCCACACUACUGCAGCACCAUUCACCCUGAGCGAAUCUCUGGACCCAGACUGCUGCAGCACCAUUCACUCUGAACGAAUCUCUGGACCCAGACUGCUGCAGCACCACUCACCCUGAGCGAAUCUGUGGACCCAUAGACCCAGACUUCUGCAGCACCACUCACCCUGAGCGAAUCUCUGGACCCAGACUGCUGCAGCACCACUCACCCUGAGCGAAUCUCUGGACCUAUAGACCCAGACUGCUGCAGCACCAUUCACCCUGAGCGAAUCUCUGGACCUAUAGACUCAGACUUCUGCAGCACCACUCACCCUGAGCAAAUCUCUGGACUUGGACCCAGCCUGCUGCAGCACCACUUCUACCCCCAUCUGCCUGCUCCUCUUCACAUUCCUUUGGAUGCCUGUGCCCAGCCUGAUACCCAUGGGACGUGUCCUGCCAAGUGUGAUGACUGCUCCUAGCUGAUCUCACCUCUCGCCUUUAAAGUUGUUUUUAUUUUAUUUUUUAUUUUUAUUUUUAUUUUUUUGGAGGGAUUUCAGCAGCCUGUUGAUAGACUACUAUCAUGGAUAGUAAUAUCUCAGCGCAGAAUGAUUCAGCCCUUAAUUCCACUAUAGGGAAUGGGACCAAAAUUAACCAGUUUAUACAGCCGCCUUGGCAGAUAGCCCUCUGGUCUGUAGCCUAUUCCAUUAUAGUCAUCGUGUCUUUGGUUGGGAAUAUCAUUGUCAUGUGGAUCAUACUAGCCCACAAGAGAAUGAGGACUGUCACCAACUAUUUCCUGGUCAACCUGGCAUUUGCUGAAGCCUCCAUGUCAGCCUUCAACACAGUCAUCAACUUCACCUAUGCCAUCCACAACCACUGGUACUAUGGACUCAUCUACUGCAAGUUCCAUAACUUCUUCCCUAUAUCUGCUGUCUUCACCAGCAUAUACUCCAUGACAGCCAUUGCCCUGGACAGGUAUAUGGCCAUCAUCCACCCCCUAAAACCAAGAUUAUCUGCCACUGCCACCAAGAUAGUUAUCUGUGUGAUCUGGAGCUUCUCCUUCUGUAUGGCAUUUCCUAUGGGGUACUACGCAGAUGUCUACCCUAUGGAGGGAGGAGACAUCUGCUAUCUUAACUGGCCCGAUUCUGAGGGGAACAGAAAGUAUGAACAAGUGUACCAGGUAUUGGUCUUCUGCCUUAUCUACAUACUGCCUCUGCUGGUAAUAGGGUGUGCUUACACUUUUAUUGGCAUGACGUUGUGGGCCAGUGAAAUCCCUGGAGAUUCUUCAGACCGCUACCAUGAGCAGGUGGUAGCCAAACGCAAGGUGGUGAAGAUGAUGAUCGUGGUAGUUUGCACUUUUGCAAUUUGCUGGCUGCCUUUUCAUAUUUUCUUCUUGCUACAGACGCUUCAUGAAAUGAACCACAGAUUCUACCAGCAGUUUUACCUGGCCAUUAUGUGGCUCGCCAUGAGCUCCACCAUGUACAACCCCAUCAUUUAUUGUUGUUUGAAUGACAGGUUCCGCAUUGGCUUUAAGCAUGUGUUUCGAUGGUGCCCAUUUAUCCGUGCGGGUGAGUAUGAAGGGCUGGAAUUGAGAUCCACACGCUACCUUCAAACACAGAGCAGCAUGUACAAAAUCAGUCGUAUUGAAACCACCGUCUCAUCUGUCCUAAACACCAACGAUGAAGAAACAGAGGAGAAUGGGAAGAGUAGCAAGCGUCUCUCCUUGGACCUCACUUCCAACGGCUCCUCUCGUAGUGUCUGUAAGACCAUGUCUGACUCAUCCAGCUUCUACUCCAACAACCUUGCAUAAAUUCAUGCCCCUUUGACAUCAGGAUUGUCCUAGUCCAAACCAUGAUUAGAAUUUCACUAGGCAUUAUAACCCCUUGUUUGGGCGACCAUUUUAUAUGUUUUUCACAGGAUACAAGUGAAAGAAAUUUUGUUUACGAUUUCAGGGUUCUUUUUUUUUUUUUUUGUUUAUCCUGAUAAUUAGAGAUGUUUACAGCCUAAAAAGGUUUCAUCCUUUUAAGAUGGGUUUAUAGAUUGCACUUGGGUAAGAACUGUACAGUAUAUGACCCAGAAGGUGCUGCCCCCUUAAUAAAUCAUCUGCAGGAUUGUGACAUGUUUACAAAUUUAAUUUCACCCUUCCCUGUUUACCAAAAGUGUACCUGUCACAAUGAACAUUGUAAGCUGCCAUAUUAUGGGCUAAAAUAACCUAUUGAAACUGGUGACAUAAUGACAGCAUGAGCUAAAUUAAUAGGAUUUAAUAACGCAAAUAAUAGCCCAGUCCAUGUAAUGGCAGCCUUCACUAGGACAACAGAUACAUUUUAAGAUGUCAUUCCAAAAAUGGACAGGUCUUUUACAAAUUCCUACAAAAUAUGAAAUAUGUGCUACUCAGGGAGUUGCCAGUGUUCAUGCAUCAGUAUGAAAAUAUCCUUGAGUAUUAUAGCUAUGAGAUUUUUCAUAUAUUUUGUUUUUAAACUUUUAGAACCCAGAUGAAAAACAAAAACAUGCUGAUUACCAGGUUUAUAUCUGCUAUUUUGUUUGAGUCUGGUGUUUAAUUUAUAAUAUAUUUUAUUUUUUCAGUAAAAACCUUUACAUGAGUCAAGAAGUACAAUGUAAAAUAAAGUGAUCUAAUAUAUUAGGGUGUUAGCUAGCCCUAAAAUAGCUAUAAAGUGAAGGAAAUUAUU